AUUAAGCGCUUACUAGAAUUUAAACAGCACUACCGCGGUUGCCAUGCAAAACUUUUGUUUCCAUAACGCGCCCCUCGUGCGUAUUUCCACAUAAGUAACUAGGUCGAGGGCUUUGUUUUAGUAAUAAGUCAAAGCACCAAAACGCAGUUCUAGUAACCGCAACGCCUUUAUGGGUAAAGUAGGAGUGCUUCAGAUUCCAGCAGAAACUUGCUUGCAGUAUGGCGUAGAGUGAUUCCUCUCUUAGGACUGUGACAUGAAAAUUCAGCAUAUCUGACUUGACGUUGUGACGUAAUGAUGAUCUGAUAAGGAAUAUUAGGCCGAUUGAAAAGCUUGUUCAGUUCAACACGUCUAGGCUAAUUCAAGCCAGAAAGAUCGUGAACUAGUAGAAUUCCAGAGAGGAGUUAAAAUACAGGACGCGGGUUAUACUUUUAACUUGGUAGCUGAGGUAACGUGCAGUAAUAGUUUUACAAUGGCGGCAACGGAUAACAACAUUCACGAGCAUAUCGCAAGACUCAGACUGAAAAUGGUGCAACAGAAACUGGCCAGGGCUAAGGGCAAGGCGGUGAGAUCUCCAUCGCCCCAAGAGGACGGUCCCACAGACAAGGACCAUCAUUUCAGACUACAGCAAGCUGUUCUACGGAGGCAGGAACUUCUGGACAGAAUCAGGCAAGAAAAUGACCGAUUACGUCGACCAAAGUCAGACGGUGGUAAGAAGAGAAAGCCACCUUCACCGCCACCAUCGCGACGGUCGUUACCGGAUUAUUCCACAAAACACAUCAUUGAACAUCAAGUUAAACCCAUAAGUCCUGUGGCCCCGAGACUACGACCCAUAGAGAACCCACCGCAGCCACCACCUCCUCCUCAGCCGUACGUCCCACCGCUGCCACCACAGUUUCCGUCCCAGGUGAUACAACAGGGUCCCUUCCCAGCCGACACCAGCACCAAGACUAAUAAAGGAGAUUUCAUGGAGAUGUUGAUGAUGCAGAACGCACAGCUACACCAGCUAAUGAUGCAGCAGAUGAUGAUGUCAAGUCUCUCUGGAAGUAACUCUUCAACGAAACAGUCAGUCCCACAGUUUACGGUCCCCCUGAACCUCUACCCGCCGGAGUAUCCCCAGCCACCGCCUCAGCCACAGAUUCUAACAGUAAAGAAUGACAGACCAGCGUCUGUCCACCAUCAUCACUACAGCCUGAGACAGGAGGCGCCACCUCCACCACAACCCCAACCCGUGAUCCACCACGUGACACAAUUACCCCCUAUACAGACGCGUGUCCUACCUCCCCCGCCUAGAACCCCGUCAUCAGUUACGCCGCCACCUAAACCGAAGAAAAUGAGGGAACCCAAGGCAACUCCAACCCCACCUUCCAAACCUAAGCUUGUUCGUAAGAUUCCUUUCCCUGGCUCCCGUCUCCUGCGUAAACUCCGCCACAUAUUUUAUGCUGCAUGGUUUAUAGCUUUCCUCAGAGCCGAGAUGCGAAAGAAUAAAGGAAACAAGCCCAAUGAAAAGUUCAUCUUUGGCAUUCAGCUGAAAGAGGCGGUGGCGGCUUUACAUAGAAUAUACCUCAACCCUGACGGUAACAUCUACCUGAUCCUUAGUGAUAUGGUUGGGGAGGGAGCACCUGAUCUAUAUGUAGAGGACAAAGGGCGGUUUGGAACCAGCCCUGAAGAUAAGCAAAAUAUCCAGGAGCUCACCUACAUUGUGGAGAAUUUGACUUAUCAUAUUACGGAGAUCAUGCCCGCCACUGGUGUGCUUGGGACGCACAAGAAAGCCGCCAUCUUUGAGCUGAUCAAAGAAGGCAAGGAGUUUCCAGCCGGAUAUUUCUGGCAGAUGGAAAGGGACCAAUUGGAGUUUGAUGAAAAUGAUAAAAUAACCAACGUCACAGACGCAAGGGCGUUCUUCCUGUUGAUUGGGAUAUUUUUGUCUCGAAGUUUAGUGACCACGCUACUGAUGAAGCCCCUGGACUACGGUUUGUCCACUACUGUCCUGUCAGAGGUCGGAGAGAGGAAUCUCAAGCUGCUGGCCACUAUUAUAGUCUAUUUGAUACGCGUGGUGGCGGUGCCGAGGAAACAGACACCAUUGCCAAUACCGUACGAAAUAUCAAAGUUUCUGUACACUGAUGAAGAGAUGAAAUUCAUACUGUCCAAACUGAAGAAAAGUUUAGAUUAUGCAGAGGGUUUGCUGAGAGACUGGGGUGAAGAAUAUGUUAAACGACUUCGAGCUGCUGGCCCUACCAAGAAGGAAGGAUAAACGUUGACCUGGAUUUUCAGUAGCAAUCGUUCCAAAAUGUUCGUUGGUGAUUUGGACGCUUGGAUUCACCGUUUGGAGGUCAUAAACAAAAGAGACGCGCAACACCCUUCAACUAAACAAUGUCCGAUUGCUUUCUUUCCGCCAAAAAUCAACUUCAUCACGAGCCUACACAUCGUCAUAGCAGAAAAUAUCUGUGCUAAUUAUCAUUUUUCGGGAAACAAUGUAACAAAAUUAUGAGGUGUUUCUUUAAAUUAUGAGGUGUUUCGUUAAGUGAGGGCAUUUGGACGAGUUAAGUUACAAUGAUUUCACAUACGUGCUCGCCAAAUAUGCACAUUUAAGAAACAAAAUGGAUAAGAUACUUAUAUGUGUUGCACAAUAAAACAAGUUUUGAAAUAGCCCUCUUAAAUUUUACAUCACGUUAUUUGACUACAAGGGAGGAUUGGUGUAACUUUCAACUGCUGGAUCAUUUGUCGUCGUGCCACUAGUGAGUACAAAAUGUCUUCUGUUGCAGGGUGCAUAUGUUAUAAAUCGUACGAUAGCGUUUUUUAUCUGCAAUAAAAAGGUGUAAAUU
Molecule: messenger RNA, 2819 nt
Organism: Lingula anatina
Lineage: Eukaryota; Metazoa; Brachiopoda; Lingulata; Lingulida; Lingulidae
Source: RefSeq, a predicted model, not a curated record